AUGACGACCGCCGAGUUCAUCCACAUUGACCCGACUUCCUUCACAGGGAAGCCGUGGGCCAAAGUCGACGGCCCAGGGUGGUCCUACAAGCAGAAUCCUCACCAGCGCGAUGUCAUCAGCCUGCGUGGCCAGGAACACAAAUUUAACACCGAUAACGCUGGAUUUGCCGUCUACAAGUCGGCUGCCAAGGAAAAGCUCUUUGAAGAUGACACCACAGUCAGAAACGAAUACUACCCCGAAGUGGAAGCUAUGCUCCGCUCAAAGCUGCCCGGAAUCAAGAAGGUUGUCAUGUUCGACCACACGAUCCGUCGUCGUAGGAAAGAUGCACCUCGCCAACCUGUUCAGCAAGUCCAUGUAGACCAAACGCCUGCCGCUGCCGCUGCACGUGUUCGUCGCCACUUGCCGAAAGACGAAGCCGAAGAGUUAUUGAAGGGUCGCUAUCAAAUCAUCAAUGUUUGGCGGCCAAUCGAGAACCCAGCAUCGGACAUGCCUCUCGCAGUAGUCGACUACCGCAGCACCGAGCCUAAGGAUUUCGUUCCGGUAGACUUACUCUACCCAAAAACUUCCAUCAAUUCUGAAUACGAUGCUCGCGGGAAGGAGGUUCUGCCUAACCCUGAGUCCACAACGUCAACAGAGGGCUACGAGGUAUUCGGCGAGACGCUCUCGGUUGCCCCGAACGACAAGCACAAGUUCUACUACAUGAAAGACAUGACUCCAGAAGAAGUCAUGCUUUUGAAGUGCUAUGACUCUCGAGGAGAUGGUGAGCCGGGCGGAAAUCCGAACACCGCUCUGCGGGUCGCACAUACCGCCUUUGUGGAUCCCAACACGCCGGCUGAUGCGCCUGGUCGCCAGAGUAUUGAGGUCCGGUGCUUGGUAUUCUAUGAGUAG
Molecule: messenger RNA, 888 nt
Organism: Paraphaeosphaeria sporulosa
Lineage: Eukaryota; Fungi; Ascomycota; Dothideomycetes; Pleosporales; Didymosphaeriaceae
Exons: 1
Coding region: 1-888 (295 amino acids)
Molecular function (GO): oxidoreductase activity
Source: RefSeq, a predicted model, not a curated record